AUAUUAGAACCCUGGAACAUGGAUAAUAAAAAGAUGAUACAUUGGCAGUCAUAAAACAUGGCAUUAACUAUCAGAUCUGAUAUGCCAUUUAUUAUGCUAUUCUAUGUUAUUUUUUCUUCUCUUUAGAAUAUUAUGUUAACUAUCUCUUGGACAGUUUGUCAUAGAGAGUCCUAUGUAGAACACAAAUGAUACAAUUGUUUGAAAUGUUAAUUGUGUUAACAAUUUCAAAUAUUACAUGUUCUACUUACCAAUAAUUACACUAGUAAUAUAAAUUACAGAGUACUGGAUUAGUCUUAAUCCAAUUGUUAAGUAUUGGAAUAGUCUUAAUGCCAAUCUCCUCUUGAUUCCAAAUGACAUUUAUGAAAAUAAUUUGCUCUUCUAAAUUUUCUUUCAAAAAUUACCAGUGUCAUAAAAUAAUUGAAAAUAAAUUUCUCUGCUGUGGCUUAGAAACCUGCCAAGAUGUUUAAAAAAUUUAUUUGGAAAUCCAAAUUGGAAUAGUUUCAGUUUCAGUACAUGUAAGUUAUUUUUUAUUAGGUGAUUUUAUUAAGUGAUUUAAAUAUGCAUAAGAGAAACACCAUUUUAACCUUUUUAAGUGUAGAAUUCUGUGUCAUUAAGUACAUAUAUUGUUGUGUAACCAUCACUACCAUGCACCUAUCUCCAAAACCAUUUCAUUGUCUCCAACUAACACUUUGUUCUUGUUAAACAAUUAAUCUCCUUCUCUCCCUUCCCCCAUCCUCCAGAGUCCAGCAUUCCACUUCUGUCUCUGUGAAUUUCACUACUCUGGAUACUUCAUGAAAGAGCAUAUGAAAUCCCCAUGGAAAAUUACAAUCAAACAUCAACUGAUUUCAUCUUAUUGGGGUUGUUCCCGCCAUCAAGAAUUGGCCUUUUGCUCUUCAUCCUCAUUGUUCUCAUUUUCCUAAUGGCUCUAUUUGGAAACCUAUCCAUGAUUCUUCUCAUCUUUUUGGACACCCACCUCCACACACCCAUGUAUUUCCUACUUAGUCAGCUCUCCCUCAUUGACCUAAGUUACAUCUCCACCAUUGUUCCUAAGAUGGCUUCUGAUUUUCUGCAUGGAAACAAGUCUAUCUCCUUCACUGGGUGUGGGAUUCAGAGUUUCUUCUUCUUGGCAUUAGGAGGUGCAGAAGCACUACUUUUGGCAUCUAUGGCCUACGAUCGUUACAUUGCUGUUUGCUUUCCUCUUCACUAUCUCAUCCGCAUGAGCAAAAGAGUGUGUGUGCUGAUGAUAACAGGAUCUUGGAUCAUAGGCUCUAUCAAUGCUUGUGCUCACACUGUAUAUAUUCUCCAUAUUCCUUAUUGCCAAUCCAGGGCCAUCAAUCAUUUCUUCUGUGAUGUCCCAGCCAUGGUGACUCUGGCCUGCACGGACACCUGGGUUUAUGAGGGCACAGUGUUUUUGAGCACCACCAUCUUUCUGGUGUUUCCCUUCAUUGGUAUUUCAUGUUCCUAUGGCCGGGUUCUCCUUGCUGUCUACCGCAUGAAAUCUGCAGAAGGGAGGAAGAAGGCCUACCUGACCUGCAGCACCCACCUCACUGUAGUGACUUUCUACUAUGCACCUUUUCUCUACACUAAUCUACGUCCAAGAUCCCUGCGAUCUCCAACAGAGGACAAGGUUCUGGCUGUUUUCUACACCAUCCUCACCCCAAUGCUCAACCCCAUCAUCUACAGCCUGAGAAACAAGGAGGUGAUGGGGGCCCUGACACGAGUGAGUCAGAGACUCUGCUCUGUGAAAAUGUAGAAACAUUUUCUAUUUAAGGCCCCAGGACUCAGAUACACAUCCAUCCAGCAGUGUAUAGUAAUUAAAACAUUAUUUCAAUCCUAGAGUUCAGGAGCUAAAAGUAAUCAAGGUAAGAGAAAAAAAAUCACUGAUUUCUGGACAAAAUUGUUACACACACACACACACACACACACACACACAUAUAUAAUUCUAAACAACCUUUUUUCUUCAUGGCAUUGUUUCCAUAAAUUUUGAAAGCACCUACUUUUGCUAAUAUGUUGUCAAUGAGAAUUUUUGGUUUUGGUCAUGCAGAAAUGGAAAUGAAAUUUGUCUAAAUUUGGCACUCAGCAUAACAAUUUCAUUAUGGUCAAUUUGUUUUCCAGUAAUUUUAAAUUUACUUUUUUGUUUAUGUCUAAAACAAAACAAAAAAUAAGUCUCUUGACUUGGUGUAUCUAAUUGAAAGCUGUAAGAUGUCUUAUCUUUCUUAUCUUAGACACUUAACAUACCAGUUACCCAUUCUUUCAAUUUAGGGAAGUUGUUUUUACGCAAUUUAGCAGAGAGCUCAUCAGGGAUUCUUAAGUCCUGAUACCACUCUGGAUGGCCUAUGACAAGAUGAUGUUCUUUAUAGGGGAAUGAAUCCCGGGAAAUGAUUUAACAUUAGGUAUAUUUUGAUCAACAACAAGGACUGGAAUGUGCCAGCAGUAAUAAAAAUGGUUACAUUUAGGUCUUUAACCUGUUUUGGGUUGAUUUUGGUAUAGUGUAAGGACGGGGAGUUUAGUUUGAUUUUUCUGUCUAAAAAUAUCCAGUUUUCCCAGCACCGUAUAUUGAAGACACUGUCUUUUUCCCAAUGAAUGUUCUUGGUACUGCUGUCAAAAAUCAGUUACACAGAAAGGUUUUGUGUGUUCUUACUCCUAUGCGGGAUCUAAAAUUUUAAAAACCUGAACUAGUGGAAAUAGAUAAAAGACUGAUGGUCACCAGAGGGUAGGAACGGUACAGGUGAGGGGUGAUAAAGUGGGGAUGGUUAUAGUUGCAAAAAUAUAAUUAGAUAGAAUGAAUAAGAAUCAGUAUUUGGUAGCACAAUAGAGUAACUAUAGUAAACAAUAAUUAUUGUAGAAUUUAUUGUACGUAUUAAAGAAUAACUGAAAGUGUGCAAUUAGAAUGUUCCCAACACAAAGAAACAAGACAUAUUUGAGGUGGUUACCCCAAUUACCCCAAUUUGAUCAUUAUGCAUUGUAUGUCUUUAUCAAAACAUCACAUA
Cercocebus atys (sooty mangabey) is the source of this 2990-nucleotide messenger RNA. RefSeq names its product olfactory receptor 2L8. The coding region runs from base 815 to 1753 and encodes 312 amino acids. Gene Ontology annotation, biological process: G protein-coupled receptor signaling pathway. Gene Ontology annotation, molecular function: G protein-coupled receptor activity; olfactory receptor activity. NCBI's taxonomy places the organism in Eukaryota, Metazoa, Chordata, Mammalia, Primates, Cercopithecidae. The record is from RefSeq and is a predicted model, not a curated record. The transcript has 2 exons. Gene Ontology annotation, cellular component: membrane.